This is a messenger RNA of Octodon degus (degu), 796 nucleotides long. It is a transcript of the gene Cd3g, whose product is annotated as CD3g molecule. Bases 44 to 589 code for a protein of 181 amino acids. The transcript is spliced from 7 exons. The record is from RefSeq and is a predicted model, not a curated record. Gene Ontology annotation, biological process: cell surface receptor signaling pathway; positive thymic T cell selection. Gene Ontology annotation, cellular component: alpha-beta T cell receptor complex; external side of plasma membrane; membrane. Gene Ontology annotation, molecular function: transmembrane signaling receptor activity. Lineage: Eukaryota; Metazoa; Chordata; Mammalia; Rodentia; Octodontidae.
AGGGGCUGCUCUGCACUUCUACUUGGGAAGGACAGAGACUGACAUGGAGCGGGGGAAGGGCCUGGCUGGCCUUAUCCUGGUGGUCAUUCUUCUGCAAGGUACCAAGGCCCAGGAGAAACUAGAGAAAGACUUGCUACAAGUGGAUGACAAACGAGAAGAUGGUUCUGUACUUCUGCUUUGUAACUUGGAAGACAAAAACAUCACAUGGUUUAAAGAUGGGAGUAGGAUCAGUUCCAUAGAUUCAAACAAAAACACAUGGAACCUGGGAAGUAGUACCAAGGACCCCCAAGGGACCUACCAGUGUCAAACAGAAAAGCAGACUUCAGAGAAACUCCAAGUGUAUUACAGAAUGUGUCAGAACUGCAUUGAGCUGAGCCCAGACACCAUAUCCGGCUUUAUCUUUGUUGAGCUCAUCAGCACUUUCUUCCUUGCCGUUGGGGUCUACUUCAUCGCUGGACAGGAUGGAGUUCGCCACUCCAGAGCUUCAGACAAGCAGACCCUCCUGCCCAAUGACCAGCUCUAUCAGCCCCUCAAGGAGCGGGAAGAUGACCAAUACAGUCACCUUCAAGGAAACAAGCUGAGGAAGUGAGCUCUGGACUCAGAGUAGGUGUUCUCAAAGUCAAAACAAUACAUUUGGAGAGCUCCCAAAAGAGUGUUCAGCCCUAAACUUAGUCUCAAGUCCCACAGAGGCGACAAAUGGUGAAGGGCAGUCAGAAUGAAGUUUAGUUUUUUCUCAAAAUAAAAUAAAAGUCAAGACUCAGGGUGUCACUUGUUAGAGAGCACUUACCUAGCCUAU